AUGACGCGCUCGUCGAAUCUCCCGAUUCUUUCGCAACUAUUGAGUGCAAGGAGCUACGCCGAGCAGACGGGUGCGCUACGGGCGCUUAAGAACGAUAUCGUCGGGCAUGCACAGAAGAAGGAGAUGUGGGCUGGGCUGGGCGCCCUGAACCCCAUCGUCCAGAUACUCAAUGCUGCCCGAUCGCCAGCCAAGGUCAACGGCAAGGACACUCGGCCCGGUGCCAGCCCCCGAUAUGUGAGCGAGGAGGAGAAUGUGAGACUUCAGGCGCUCCAGCUGCUGGCGAGCUUCGCCAACGGUGGCACCGCCUUUGUCGAACCUCUUCUCGUUGCCGGCGCCCUGCCAGCUGUGCUAGACAACAUUUGCCCCGUCUCGAACGCUCCCUUGCUCGUUACGGCUGCUCUACGUGUUCUGCUCAACAUCAUCGAAGCCGCCGCUCUGGCGCAGCCGACCUCUCCGGUGGACACGCAGGCUUUGGCCGAAGCCAUAUUUGCUACUGAGCACAUCGAUUCCUUCAACAGCAUAUUAUCCAGUACAUCUACCACGUCCGAGCAACAAACACAAGUAAUAUUGGUAGCGAACAUAAUCAGUCAGUCAUGUCGGGACGAGAGGCAUCAACUCGCCAUGGCAAGCCAAGGAGUGCUCGAUUCACUCGCAACGCGGCUGGCGAGCAUCGCCGUCGCCCUAGGGCAUGUCAUCCCGUACGCCGAGGUGCUCGGCCGGGUGGAUCGAAUGUCUGACUUCAUCCCGGAGCCCGCACCGUCAAGCUCUACUCUGGCCCCGAUCUUGGAGGCACUGGCUACCAUAAUCUCAGACUCUCGGUUCAGAGCUUGCAUGUUGCUGUGCUCCCCGGCGAUCAUGGCCAUCUUUCCCGCUAUGAAGUUUACGCCAUCAAAGGAAGUCAGGGCUCCCUGGAACUCUCUUGAUGUUAGCGGCCUGGGAUUUGCACGGCAGCAAAGUCUCAGUGCCGUAGACUAUCUGCUUCCUGCCGUCCCUAUCCACCAAGGCCGGGUCUCUGGUUCCCAGCAAUCGCAUUUCCCUGCUUUGGGCUCCUCCGAAGCGCGAGAGCGGGCUCGCUCAGCGGCGACCAAGUACACCUCUACGGCUUCCGUCUGGGAGGCUUCCCGGUUCGAGCUGUUUGGUAACGAAGGGGAGCCCGAAGAGGAGCAAGAGAGCCCUCUCAUUCCUUGGUUAAUUGUUUUGGUCAGGUCACGGCAGAAUAUGGAACGGUUGAUGGCCGCCAACCUUCUCACCUCGCUCUUCCGGUCUGGGUUCGGCAUUAAGUGCUUGAGAGAAGCCAGCCUUGGGUUACUGGUCGUCCCUGUGCUCAUGGAUAUGUUGGACCAACUUCAGUCAGCGCCACCCAUUGUCAAGUCGCCCCUUGUCGAUGCGGAUACGGCAUUGAGGUGGGCAAUGCUGGAGAAGACGCCAGCAAUACUCGCUCGAAUGAUCACGGACAGCGAGCCGCUCCAGAAGGCUGCUUUCGAUUGCGGAGCCGUCAAAUGUUACAGCAAGCUCCUCAAGGAUGCGUACGAGCCGAUUCCAGCGUCGGCGUACGCCAAGGUUUGGUCGCCGCAAGUGGACCACGCCAUGGAGGCGGAAGACACAUCUCCCUCAUGUGCUCUGGGGCCAGAAGGGCAGCCGCCGCUCCUAGCUCAUAGAAUAAGGAUGCGCGAAAGCGCUCUAAAAGCGAUAGGCGCUCUGGCGGCCGGCAAGGACGAGUAUCGUAAAGCUUUCGUGGAGCAGGAUGUCGUCGCUCACAUUGUGCAAUCACUCUCGCCUACGCCUGGCAAGCCGUCAAAUCCCAAGGACCGCAGCAAACCCAACGAACCGGAUGGACCCGUGGGCGAUGGAUCUUCAUCUGACCAUAACUCCGGGUACGGCAGCAAUCCGUUGCCGGUGCUGAUUGCGGGCUGUCACGCAGUCAGAAUGCUGUCGCGGUCUGUAAGCAUUCUCAGAACAUCAUUGGUGGACUACGCCGUGGCAGUCCCUCUCUUCCGGUUCCUCAGACAUCCCGACGCAGAUGUUCAAAUUGCCGCCACUGCAGCGAUAUGCAAUUUGGUCACCGAGGUCAGCCCCAUGAGGGAGGUUCUGGCCGAUAGGGGUGUCAUGAAGAUUCUGUGCGAGCAUGCGCAUUCCCUCAAUCCCGCGCUACGCCUCAAUGCCCUUUGGGCAUUGAAGCAUUUCGUCCACGCAGUUGACCCGGAGACCAAGAAGCAUUGCUUGGAGGAGCUCGAGUCUGGUUGGCUGGUGCAGCUCAUCUGUGACGACACGGAAGACGACGCACUGUUCCUCGCGAGAUAUAAAAUGGACAAGCAGAAUGCGGUGGACAGCGGGGACGACAUGGACGGCGACAUCGAAAUGGACCAGGCAGACCCGUUGUCCAAGUCAUGGAUAAGCUCGACGAUGCCGCCACAAGACGCAGAUGGCAAGCGAUCGGCUAAACUACGACAGGCAGAAGCCAGGCUAGCAGCUCUUCGCGAGGCUGAGAUCAACCCGUUACGAAAAGCGCGAAACGAUGACCUCGCCAUCCAGGAACAAGGUCUCGACUUUAUCCGGAACAUGAUAGGGGCGGCAGGCUCUGGAUCAAACUCCGAAUCGCCCAGCGACACCACGGAGAUGAUUGAUUACCUCUUCAGCGAACUCGGCCAGGAUAGAUUCUUCGACAUACUCGCCAGGAAGCUGCAGGCCAAGGUCCUCCACCCAACGUCGAGACGGUCCGCGGGGUCGGCACGCGAGACCCGGGUGCUCUACCCACAGGCCAAGAUCAUCGAGGCGGUGGUUUUCAUCCUAGUCCACAUGGCGGCCAGCAUCCCGCGCCAUCGGCAGCUGGUGAUUGCUCAAACGGACUUGCUCAAAUUGCUGGCGAACCACUUCAAUAGUAAGGAUAAGGAGGUGCGAGUUGCCCUCUGCCACCUAAUCAGCAACCUCACAUGGCAGGACGACGAGAGCGAUACGCGAGCGUGUGCCCAGCGGGCGUACGAAUUGAAGAAGUUAGGUUUCUUGACCAAGCUGGAGGGACUAGAAGACGAUUGCGAACUGGACGUUCGGGAGCGGGCUAAGAGCGCGGUGUGGCAGAUGAAACAGGUCAGCAGUUACUAG
Colletotrichum graminicola M1.001 is the source of this 3099-nucleotide messenger RNA. RefSeq names its product armadillo repeat protein. Gene Ontology annotation, molecular function: protein binding. Bases 1 to 3099 code for a protein of 1032 amino acids. The record is from RefSeq and is a predicted model, not a curated record. Gene Ontology annotation, biological process: proteasome-mediated ubiquitin-dependent protein catabolic process. The transcript is spliced from 3 exons. Gene Ontology annotation, cellular component: GID complex. Lineage: Eukaryota; Fungi; Ascomycota; Sordariomycetes; Glomerellales; Glomerellaceae.